Molecule: messenger RNA, 1597 nt
Organism: Coregonus clupeaformis (lake whitefish)
Lineage: Eukaryota; Metazoa; Chordata; Actinopteri; Salmoniformes; Salmonidae
Product: ectodysplasin-A-like
Exons: 7
Coding region: 1-684 (227 amino acids)
Biological process (GO): animal organ development; immune response
Cellular component (GO): membrane
Molecular function (GO): tumor necrosis factor receptor binding; death receptor agonist activity; death receptor binding
Source: RefSeq, a predicted model, not a curated record
AUGGAAUCACAUGGAAACAAACGGAAAGAAAGGAAAAAAGGCAAGAAAGGCCCUCCGGGUGCACCUGGUCCCCCAGGCCCUCCAGGGCCACAGGGGCCACCAGGUAUUCCUGGCAUCCCAGGUAUCCCUGGGAACAAUGCCAUGGGUCCCUCAGGACCACCCGGACCGCCAGGCCCUGCUGGACCCCCAGGGCCACAGGGACCCCCUGGUCUUCAAGGACCCUCAGGGGGCAGAGUCAGAGAUAGCCAGCCUGCUGUGGUACAUCUCCAAGGCCAGGAAACAACAAUACAGGUCAAAGAAGAAGGCGUACUGAGAAACUGGAAAAUGAUAUCCAUGCAUCACAAGGUGUUCAAGAUGCACUCGCGGUCUGGGGAGCUAGAGGUGCUGGUAGAUGGCACCUACUUCAUCUAUAGUCAGGUAGAAGUUUACUACCUCAACUUCACUGACAUUGCUAGCUACGAGGUGAUGGUGGACAAGACGCCGUUCCUGCGCUGUACACGGAGCAUCGAGACGGGACAGCGCAAGUUCAACACCUGCUACACGGCUGGGGUGUGUCUGCUACGUGCCCGGCAGAAGAUCUCCAUCAGGAUGGUGUACGAGGACACCUCCAUCAGCAUGACCAACCACACCACCUUCCUGGGGAGCAUCCGCCUCGGGGAGGCCCCCCCAGCCAUCCACUCCUGAAGAGGCAGACACAGGCCCACCAAACUGCCUGUCAAACCAGGACCCAACCCUCAACCAGCCCCAACCCUCAACCAGCAUUUCCAUAUAUGGCUUGGGGGAGACUCCACCGACUCUACUCUGCCUCUACAACCAUCACCACCACCUAUCACAUAUCGACCAAUGAGGAGAUGAGGAGGCCCACCUACUCCUGAGAUGACAUGUACAGUACAUACAGUAUCCACCCUCAGCCUGGGCCCCGCCCUCAGGCUACUACUGAGCUGAUAAGCCCCACCCUACCUGAUAUUAGGGAGAUGACCUGGUGUAAUGAUAUUAACCCACUGCCUGUUAUCUCUGAGUGGAAGAUUCUUUCCAAAGAGCGAUGAUGAUGACUCUGAUCUUCGGUGCUGAUGAUGGACAAAUAUGCACCCAACUUGUCAAGCAUUGAGAAAGGGAGGAGUUGCUGAUUUUUGAGGAAGAAAAAUACAUUAGGCUUUACUUUUAGAAUAGUGCAUUUAUAGUGAAUAACUUGGUUUCCCUGAUCAUAACAUGCUUGAGAAACCAAGGUUGACAGGAGUCAGUCACGUCUCCACUAAAAUAACUGUCUGUCUCAUGGCAAAGUACAUAAAACACCUGUUAUACAUUAUUAAACACAUUUAGAAUGCUUGUUUUUAUCUACCAAACCCAACUUAUUUGGAGAAGUGAAAGUGAUUAUUGGUGUGGUAUCAAUCCAUUGAGUCAUAUAGGCCGUUAGGUAACCUGGGUACAUACUGUAAAAGCUUUUGAAUACAAUAUAGAAAUACAAUGUGUGACCGUUCUCUGAUGAAUUGAACAUGUACAGCUGAAGCACAAACAUUUCUCUGUUAGAAUGUGCACUGAUUAAAACAAAUUAUUGAUCUGUAGGUAAAUAUACAGUGGCUUGCGAAAGUCUUCACCA